UUGACGCACGGCGGAGAUGGUGCUGAUGAAGCGGGGCGGAUGUGGCCGUGGAUCCGUACGGAUAGAGCGGCACCGCAAGCAGAAACUUGUGUCCAGAUUGAGCGACUCUGGUUUUGUGGAAGACUUUGCAGUUUCUCCUCCUCCUCCUCCCUCGCCUCUGCGUGUGGACGAACCGGAGGGUGACCCGGCAGGACAAGCUUCGACCUGGUACCUCCAGUACGGUGACGUCGGCUACAGGAUCCAGGGGGAGAGGGAGGCGCUGUUUUACCCGUGCCAAAGCCUCGCUCUCCAGCCACAAGUGACGGCCGAGGCACGCUGCAAGCUGGUCAGCUGGCUCAUCCCUGUUCACACGCACUUCCGCCUGUCCUUUGAGUGCUGCUGCCUGACCGUGAACAUCAUGGACAGGUUCCUGGCGUGCACGCCGGUGGCUGCCGACUGCUUCCAGCUUCUGGGUGUCACGUCGUUACUGCUCGCCAGCAAAAAGGUGGAGGUGUGCUCCCCCAGCAUCAGCAACCUCCUGUCCUUGUGCUGCGACACCUUCACCAAGGAGCAGCUCUGCAACCUGGAGUGUCUCAUCCUGCUGCGCCUCCGCUUCCGGCUGGGCGCGCCCACCCUGGCCUUUUUCUUGGAUUACCACGCCAACCGCACGGGAGCCGCCAGCGGGUCCCAGAGGCGUCGCAGCAGCCUGGCCCGAAAGGUGUGCGAGCUGAGCCUGGCCGACUACGCCUUCAACAAGUACGCCCCGUCUCUGACCGCCAGCUGCGCGCUGAGCCUCGCAGGCGAGUUGCUCCAGGCCGAACACGUGAGCGGCCGGUCGGAGGAUGAAUCAAAGGCCAACAUGAUGGAGGAUCAGAGUGGGAGCAAUCACAGCAGUUUGGCUCGGGAGUGCCGAGACAACCUGAAGCUGCUGGCUGCUCUCAACCAGGCGUCACUGGAGGUGCUCUCCAACAUGUGAACUCAAGUUGAACAUAUGCAGCAAAUUUUGACCGUACUUUAAAUACAUUAUCCUCACAUGUACCCUACUCACAAAAAUGUGAUAAGGAUUUUUGUCAGAAAUUUCUGGAUGAACCUAAAAUGCACUACAACCUUUACGGGUGAACGUAAUCUGACUUUUUAAAAUCUUUUUAAUGCAAGUCCAAAAGUUCAAUGUUUCAGUACUUUUUGCACAACUUGCUGUUCUACAACAAGGAGCUGAAUGGCAAAAUGAACAACAGGUGUUUGAUCCAUAAACCGACCAAUACAUUUCCAAGAAUGUCCACUUCCAUGCCU
This is a messenger RNA of Phycodurus eques (leafy seadragon), 1269 nucleotides long. RefSeq names its product cyclin-O protein A. Bases 17 to 955 code for a protein of 312 amino acids. Gene Ontology annotation, cellular component: centrosome; cyclin-dependent protein kinase holoenzyme complex; cytoplasm. Gene Ontology annotation, biological process: mitotic cell cycle phase transition; regulation of cyclin-dependent protein serine/threonine kinase activity. Lineage: Eukaryota; Metazoa; Chordata; Actinopteri; Syngnathiformes; Syngnathidae. The transcript is spliced from 3 exons. Gene Ontology annotation, molecular function: cyclin-dependent protein serine/threonine kinase regulator activity. The record is from RefSeq and is a predicted model, not a curated record.